This is a messenger RNA of Eucalyptus grandis, 3432 nucleotides long. Its product is annotated as dihydroxy-acid dehydratase, chloroplastic. Gene Ontology annotation, molecular function: dihydroxy-acid dehydratase activity. Gene Ontology annotation, cellular component: chloroplast stroma. The transcript has 17 exons. NCBI's taxonomy places the organism in Eukaryota, Viridiplantae, Streptophyta, Magnoliopsida, Myrtales, Myrtaceae. The record is from RefSeq and is a predicted model, not a curated record. Bases 1 to 2949 code for a protein of 982 amino acids. Gene Ontology annotation, biological process: branched-chain amino acid biosynthetic process.
AUGGAAGAACGCCUAAGCUAUGAUCCUUCAGGCGGUUUGACGGGGUAUGAUGAGUGGUCAAGGCUCGCGAUAAGAAAGGAUGCGAGAGGGGUGUACCGGCCCAAAGCCUGGUUACGACAGCCCGGGCACCCCAAUCAUUUGUACCUUCUGAUCCCCAGUGCCUCGAAGGAACCCCCUGUAUUUGCAAUGCAAAGGGGUCUAUUGAAUAGCCGCUGGGGCUAUCUUUGCAGGACACCGCUCGUGGAUCUCCAAGGGGAGAGGAUCGAUCAAUCCGGCGAAGGAAGAUUCCGGCAGCAGCAGGCGGCGGAGCACGGGAAUGGAACUCGGAGCAAGACUGGCAACUGGAUCGGCAACGGCAGCAGCUUCGAAGGCGGAGCAAAGAUGGUGCGGGUCCGCCUGGCUUUGAUCUGGGUCACUGAUCGGAGGCGGAGCAGCUGCUGGGCGACGGGCGGUGCUCGGGCUUGGCUACAGGGAGAGACGGAUGCGCGGCGUCGACGAUCAGGCGUCGGACUUUCUCGGACGGCAAUCGGUGGGACCGAGCUUCAAGCGACUGUCGGAACGGUGGCGGUGUCGCACGGGUCGUCAGAGCAGAGGGCUGUCCGUCGGGAUCGUGGGUCAGCCGGCGGUAGGGUGGCAAGGAUCGGCGCGGCUUCAGCAAGCGUCGGCGAGGGAUGGAGGCUGCUGCAAGGUGGUGCGACGCUGGGUGGGCGUCCGGAUCUGGCGCGGCAGCAGUGCUGGUGUGGCGGCGACGCGAGGGCUCUGCAGGCGGCGGUAGGCGCGAUGGGAUCUCGGAGCGGUGCAGUUCGGUGGCGUCGCUGCAGCACGGGUGGAGAGCUGCAGAUCUGGCUCGGGUUCUGCUCUAGCGGGGGCUCAGCGAAGAUCAACACGGGAGACGGACAGCAGGAGGGUCUCGAACGGCAGAUCGCAGGUGAGGCAGGCAGAACGGCGAUGCAGCGCCCGGCCAAUCCCAAACACAACACGUGUAUAAAUCCACAUUUUCACUUCCAAACGAUCCAAAACAAACCUAACUUCACACUGAUCCAGGCUAAACCCUCCCAAAGCCCCCUCUAUCCCCAACCGCCACCGCGCCACCAUGCAAGCCUCCUCGCCUCCCCACGCGCCGCCCCUCUCCGCCCCUUCUCCCUCCCUCCCCACCACCGCCCGCGGCACCUCCCGCCGAGACCCUUCACUCUCAAGGCCUCCUCCUCGUCAUCGUCUUCUGCUUCCCCUUCUUCUUCGACCGUGGCGUCGCCCCCGCUGCCCGCCCAGGCCAACAAGCUCAACAAGUACAGCUCCCGCAUCACCGAGCCCAAGUCUCAGGGUGGCUCCCAGGCCAUCCUCCACGGCGUCGGCCUCUCCGACGACGACCUCUCGAAGCCCCAGGUUGGGAUCUCCUCCGUCUGGUACGAGGGCAACACCUGCAACAUGCACCUGCUCGGCCUCUCCGAGGCCGUGAAGGAGGGCGUGAGGGAGGCCGGCAUGGUCGGGUUCCGGUUCAACACGGUCGGCGUCAGCGACGCCAUCUCGAUGGGCACGCGGGGGAUGUGCUUCAGCCUCCAGUCCAGGGACCUGAUUGCGGACAGCAUCGAGACCGUCAUGUCUGCCCAGUGGUACGAUGGGAACAUCUCCAUUCCCGGCUGCGAUAAGAAUAUGCCUGGUACAAUCAUGGCAAUGGGACGCCUCAACCGACCAAGCAUCAUGGUUUAUGGUGGAACCAUCAAGCCAGGUCAUUUUCAAGGCCAUACAUAUGAUAUUAUAUCUGCCUUUCAGUGUUAUGGGGAAUAUGUAGGUGGAUCAAUUAGUGAUGAGCAAAGGAAAAACAUAGUCCAUAAUUCAUGCCCCGGUGCAGGGGCAUGUGGUGGCAUGUACACCGCUAAUACUAUGGCCUCUGCCAUUGAAGCUAUGGGAAUGUCUCUUCCUGGAAGCUCUUCCACACCUGCCGAAGACCCAAUGAAGUUAGUUGAGUGUCGGUUAGCUGGGAGGCAUCUCCUGGAACUAUUAAAGAUGGAUUUGAAGCCACAGGACAUUAUCACCGAGAAAUCACUGCGUAAUGCGAUGGUAGUCGUGAUGGCACUUGGUGGGUCCACCAAUGCUGUGUUACACUUAAUUGCUAUUGCAAGGUCUGUGGGUUUAAAGUUGACUCUUGAUGAUUUUCAGAAGGUUAGCGAUGAGGUUCCAUUUCUUGCUGAUCUUAAGCCCAGUGGCAAGUAUGUCAUGGAGGAUGUGCACAAGAUUGGAGGAACACCUGCAGUUAUCCGCUACCUCUUGGAACUUGGAUUUUUAGAUGGUGAUUGUAUAACUGUUACUGGGAAGACGCUUGCUGAAAAUGCAAAGGCUGCUCCUUCAUUGGCUGAAGGACAGGAUAUAAUAAGGCCCCUCCACAACCCGAUAAAGAAAACUGGACAUAUUCAAACAUUAUAUGGAAAUCUUGCUCCUGAUGGUUCUGUGGCCAAAAUAACUGGGAAAGAGGGCCUGUACUUUUCCGGACCUGCACUUGUUUUUGAAGGUGAAGAGUCUAUGAUUGCAGCUAUCUCAGAGAAUCCUAUGAGUUUCAAGGGAAAAGUGGUUGUUAUCAGAGGGGAGGGGCCUAAAGGUGGACCAGGCAUGCCUGAAAUGUUGACACCAACAAGUGCAAUAAUGGGAGCAGGUCUUGGAAAGGAAGUUGCAUUAUUAACUGAUGGUAGAUUCUCAGGAGGCUCACAUGGUUUUGUUGUUGGCCAUGUAUGUCCUGAAGCACAGGAGGGUGGUCCUAUUGGCCUCAUUGAAAAUGGAGAUGUCAUCACUAUUGAUGUUGAGAAGAGGAGGAUUGAUGUCCAACUAUCAGAUCAGGAGAUGGAGGAGAGAAGGAAGAAGUGGAAUCCCCCUCCACUUAAGGCGGCACAGGGAGUUCUCUACAAGUACAUAAAGUGCGUACAGUCAGCUGCCAAUGGUUGCGUUACAGAUGAAUAACUGGAGCCAGAUUGACUACUAUAUAACAGUGUAUAGAGUGCGAAAAAAGCAGCUGGUGUGUUAAUGUACACUAGUAGUGCUGGUGGAUACUCUUGCGGCUUGUUUAUGGUGCCGAUUCAGGUUCCUAUUCUUUUCAGCCUUUGUAGCAUAAGUUCUUAUUUAUAUUUCGUGGUUCCUCUUUCUAGUAUGUUUCUUCUGGAAGGAUUGUUGUUUGACACGUUGUCAAUUUUCUUUGUGCUUGUGUUUGUAUUGGGAAUGACUUAUUUCUCCAUUCAGACAUUGGGAUGGCCUUACUUUUUAAUCAAGUCAUUCAGGCCCCUAGGAUAAUGGCUGUAGGGCUCUAAUUACUAUUGGUGUUGUUGUUGUUAUCAUCGCCAUUGUCGUCAUCCUUGCUGUUGUCGUCGAUGUCAUCAUCAUUGUCGACUCGUUAUCUUCAGAAACUAAAUCCAGUCUUAUGAUAAUAUGUUGAUCCUAGCUUUUCAA